AUGUCUGAGUACAACAACCUCUUCGACUUCAGCGCUUAUGAUUCGGGCCUGCUCGCCUUUGGCCCUGAUCAACUUGGCCCCUCCCCUAGUCUGGACCACUCACAGGCUCGGACUGCACCGUUUGAACUCUCCAUUGGCUUAACGGAGGGUGACAUAGCAGCACAGCUGCAGACCUACUCCGCCCUCCACCAGCACGCCAAGCAGGCUGAGCACCAGGCGUACAAGUGCAAGUGCGGCACGGGUUUCAACAAGCACUCGGCCCUUGAUCGCCAUAUUAAGACCAAAGACGCGCCAAAGAAUUUCGCCUGCACUCUGUGCUACGAAAAGUUCAAUCGGAAGGACAAGCUCCAUGACCACUGCCGACAUUACCACAAGGUCACGGACGAAGGACUGAGGGCACUGUUCAAUAUACAGGAGGCGAGGCCUCGCGCUGCUGCCAAUCGUCGCCGUCGGGGUCCUGUCCCGUUGGCCGCAGCCUCGUCGGGAUCGGCUCCGCCUCCAACUCCAGCGCCGAUUUCUGUUUCUGCUGGCCUCUCUGCUUGGGGACCAGAUGUGAAUGCUGGGCAGCGAUUCGCCAAUCUCCCGGCUAGGCAUUUCAUCUCGGCCGAGCCUUUCCUUCCAGCUGGUCCUCCUGUCCCGGCUGCAAACCCCUUCACUUCCGCUCCUGUUACUGACGAGGACUUUGCUGACCUGGCCAACGAGAUCUUUGGGGAUGGGACCUGGGCCACGAACUUUGACGAUUUGACUUUCUGA
This is a messenger RNA of Diaporthe amygdali, 753 nucleotides long. RefSeq lists its product as uncharacterized. Lineage: Eukaryota; Fungi; Ascomycota; Sordariomycetes; Diaporthales; Diaporthaceae. The transcript has 2 exons. The record is from RefSeq and is a predicted model, not a curated record. The coding region runs from base 1 to 753 and encodes 250 amino acids.